Messenger RNA from Panicum virgatum (switchgrass), 873 nucleotides. RefSeq names its product fasciclin-like arabinogalactan protein 3. The coding region runs from base 1 to 873 and encodes 290 amino acids. Lineage: Eukaryota; Viridiplantae; Streptophyta; Magnoliopsida; Poales; Poaceae. The record is from RefSeq and is a predicted model, not a curated record. The transcript has 2 exons. Gene Ontology annotation, cellular component: plasma membrane.
AUGCUCACCGAGACCAACGUCGCGCUCGCCAUCAGCAGCCGCGACAAGGUCACCGUGCUCGCGCUCAACAACACCGCCGCCGCCGUGGCGUUCGGCGGCACGCUGCGCGUCCCGCGGUCCCUGCUGGCGGACCUCCUCGCGCUCCACGUUGUGCUCGACUACAUCGACAAGCCCAGGCUGGGCGCGCUGCAGCACGACCGCAAGGGCGAAGGCUCCGUGGUCACCACGCUGCUGCAGGUCCUGCGCGCGCCGCCGCGCGGCGUGGGGUUCCUCCGCGUCUACACCGGGGACGCCGGCCGCGCCAUGCUCUCCUCCGCCGCGCCGGGGGGGCUCGGGAGGAACGCCACGGUCGAGAAGCAGAUCACCGCCAAGCCGUACAGCGUGUCGGUGCUCCAGGUGAGCGGCUUCGUCGUCCCGCCGGGCAUCAGAGUCCCGCGGGCGUUCCCGCCGAGGGCGAGCAGGCACAUGGCGGCGCCUCCGCACAAGGAGCCUGCGCUGGCGCCAGUGCCGGCGCCGGCGCCCUUCUUCGGGUCCGGGCCGCUGGUUCCGAGCCCGAUCAAGCCGGUGCCUACGCCAAACCUCGUCGAUACUCCCGCGCCGGUGCCGGAGGAGACGGGAGUCAUUCCGAUCCCUAGCGUGCACGGUGGUCUUGCGGCGAAGCCAGUUUUCCAUAAUCUGCAACAUGCAAUUUCAUUUCAUUUUCAUUUGGUCGGAGUACGUAUCCGACCAAAUGAGCAGACAAAUGAGCAGGUGGUCAGGAAAUCUGAUGCUUCUCAGAUUCAGCAGAAUGACAGAAUACUCAUAACUGAAAGUUUGAACAUCAUCUCUAGUCCUAGCUUUCAGUUCAAACUUCAAAUGUUCAUGACAGUAUAG